UCCUCAUAGUUGCUUUUGAGGCAGGACCUCCUCCUGUGUCAGAGAUGUCCGUAACAUUUCCUGCUGGAAAACUGGAUGGCCAUUUUUACUUAGAGAUUAAGUUCGACUUUACUCAUUUUGUAAAGAAAAUAAAGCGAGGCUGGAAGGAAAUGUCUGAUUUAAAAACAAAAAAAAGGCUGAAUGAAAACUAAGGGGAUACAGGAUCUCAGGCUGAAUCAAGCCAGAAUGUGCUUGGCUUUUGAGGUUCACACACCUGUUCUCUAUCUGGGAAAUAAAACUGCCUGAAUCAAAAUCACGCAACAGAGGAAGACAGAGGAGGAUGCAGCCUUUCCAGGAGGGGGAGAUGUUACCCAAGUAAGGAGUAGACUAUGAUACAGGGAUUGCACCCAUAAUCUGGGCAGAAUCAUGAAAGGGUGUUCAUCCUAUCUAAUAUACUCCUUUGGGGGACUUUUGUCCCUAUGGAUUCUUGUGGUGUCUUCCACAAACCAAUGUACUGUGAGAUACAACAUAGCUGACUGCAGCCAUUUGAAGCUAACACACAUACCUGGUGACCUUCCCUCUAAUAUAACAGUGUUGAAUCUUACCCACAACCAACUCAGAGGAUUACCACCUACCAAUUUUACAAGAUACAGCCACCUUACUAUCUUGGAUGCAGGAUUUAACUCCAUUUCAAAACUGGAUCCAGAACUAUGCCAAAUACUCCCUUUGUUGAAAGUAUUGAACCUGCAACACAAUGAGCUAUCUCAGAUUUCGGAUAAAACCUUCGUCUUCUGCACGAACCUGACAGAACUCCAUCUAAUGUCUAACUCAAUACACAAAAUUAAAAGCAACCCUUUCAAAAACCAGAAGAAUCUAAUCAAAUUAGAUUUGUCUCAUAAUGGUUUAUCAUCUACAAAGUUGGGAACUGGGAUCCAACUGGAGAACCUCCAAGAGCUGCUCUUAGCAAAAAAUAAAAUCCUUGGACUACAAAGUGAAGAACUUGAUUUUCUUGGCAAUACUUCUUUACAAAAAUUGGACUUGUCGUCAAAUCCACUGAAAGAGUUCUCACCAGGGUGUUUCCACACGAUUGGCAAGUUAUUCACUGUCCUCUUGAACAAUGCCCAACUGAACCUCCACCUCACCGAGAAGCUCUGUUGGGAGCUUUCAAAUACAAGCAUCCAGAAUCUCUCUCUGGCUAACAACCAGCUGCUGGCAACCAGCAACAGCACUUUCUCCGGGCUGAAGCACACAAACCUCACCUGGCUCGAUCUUUCCAACAACAGCCUCCGCGAUGUCGGUAACGAUUCCUUCUCUUGGCUCCCACACCUGAGGUACCUGUCUCUAGAGUACAAUAAUAUACAGCGUCUGUCCCCUCGUUCUUUUUAUGGACUUUCCAACCUGAGGUACCUGAGUUUGAAGCGAGCAUUUACUAAGCAAAGUGUUUCACUUGCUUCACACCCCAACAUUGAAGAUUUUUCCUUUCAGUGGCUAAAAUGUUUGGAAUAUCUCAGCAUGGAUGAUAAUAAUAUUCCGGGUACAAAAAGCAAUACUUUUACAGGAUUGGUGAGUCUGAAAUACCUAAGUCUUUCUAAAACUUUCACAAGUUUGCAAACUUUAACAAAUGAAACAUUUGUGUCACUUGCUCAUUCUCCUCUGCUCACUCUCAAUUUAACGAAAAAUCACAUCUCAAAAAUAGCAAGUGGUACUUUCUCUUGGUUGGGCCAACUCAGGAUACUUGAUCUCGGCCUUAAUGAAAUUGAACAAGAACUCACGGGCCAGGAAUGGAAAGGUCUGAGAAAUAUAUUUGAGAUCUACCUGUCCUAUAACAAAUACCUCCAACUGACUAGCAAUUCCUUUGCUUUGGUUCCCAGCCUUCAAAGACUGAUGCUCAGGAGGGUGGCCCUUAAAAAUGUGGAUAUUUCCCCUUCGCCUUUCCGCCCUCUUCGUAACUUGACUAUUCUGGACUUAAGCAACAACAACAUAGCCAACAUAAAUGAGGACUUGUUAGAGGGUCUUGAGAAUCUAGAAAUUCUGGAUUUUCAGCACAAUAACUUAGCAAGGCUCUGGAAACGUGCAAACCCUGGUGGUCCCGUUAAUUUCCUGAAGGGUCUGUCUCACCUCCACAUCUUGAAUUUAGAGUCCAAUGGCUUAGAUGAAAUCCCAGUCGAGGUAUUCAAGAACUUAUUCGAACUAAAGAGCCUCAAUCUAGGACUGAAUAAUUUAAACAAACUUCAAUCAUUCAUUUUUGACGACCAGACAUCUCUAAGGUCAUUGAACCUUCAGAAGAACCUCAUAACAUCCGUUGAGAAGGAUGUUUUCGGGCCACCUUUUCAAAACCUGAAGAGUUUAGAUAUGCGCUUCAAUCCAUUUGACUGUACAUGUGAAAGUAUUUCCUGGUUUGUUAACUGGAUCAACCAGACCCACACUAAUAUCUCUGAGCUAUCCACUCAUUACCUCUGCAACACUCCACAUCACUACUAUGGCUUCCCAGUGAAGCUUUUUGAUACAUCUUCCUGUAAAGACAGUGCCCCCUUUGAGCUCCUUUUCAUAAUCAGUACCAGUAUGCUCCUGAUUUUUAUUCUUACAGUACUGCUCAUUCACUUCGAGGGUUGGAGGAUCUCUUUUUACUGGAAUGUUUCAGUGCAUCGAAUUCUUGGUUUCAAGGAAAUAGAAGCCCAGGGUGAGCAGUUUGAAUAUACAGCCUACAUAAUCCAUGCCCAUAAAGAUAGAGACUGGGUCUGGGAACAUUUCUCCCCAAUGGAAGAACAAGACCAAUCUCUCAAAUUUUGCCUAGAAGAAAGGGACUUUGAAGCAGGAGUCCUUGGACUUGAAGCUAUUGUUAAUAGCAUCAAAAGAAGCAAGAAAAUCAUUUUUGUCAUAACACAUCACCUGUUAAGAGACCCUCUGUGCAGAAGAUUCAAGGUGCAUCACGCUGUUCAGCAAGCUAUUGAGCAAAAUCUGGAUUCAAUUAUAUUGAUUUUUCUCCAGAAUAUUCCAGAUUAUAAACUAAAUCAUGCACUCUGUUUGCGAAGAGGAAUGUUUAAAUCUCAUUGCAUCUUGAACUGGCCAGUUCAGAAAGAACGGAUAAAUGCCUUUCAUCAUAAAUUGCAAGUAGCACUUGGGUCAAGGAAUUCAGCACAUUAAACUCAUUUGAAGAUUCAGAGUUGGUAAAGGGAUAGAUCUAAUUUAUAAAGGUCCAUCAUAAAUCUGAAUUUUACUUGAAAGUUUUGUAUCUGUUUAUUUAGAUGUAUAGAUGAUGAUAUUGUAUCACAAUUGAAUCUCACUUUUGAAAUAUUUCUGCUUAUUUCAGGCCUCUCAUUGACAACUGGUUUAUUCACUCCAAAUAAAUUCAUGGGCAGUUAAGAGCAUCCUCUAUUAAUAGAUUACCAAUUGAUCCCUGAGGUGUAUCACAGCUCCAAAGUAUUGAAAAUAUUCUUUAUAUAAAGCCCAGAGUUUCAUGAACAUAAUUUUUUAAACGGAGUCUUGCUGUGUAGCUCAGGCCUGGAAAUAAAUAUGUUAAAGAGCCUCAUCUUGAACUGACUGAUAUCUGCUUGCCUCUGCCUCCAGAAUGAUGCUUUUAAGGGCACGUAGCACCAUACCCAGCUACAUAUAUGAGAUUUUAUAAUGCUCAUCUUCUGAGACAUUUAUAGAAUAAAAGAUAAUUUCUUCUAUGGUACAUAUGGUAUCGUAUGAAUGAUAACAAGAAUAAAAUAUUUAGAGAGAGAGGUUUUGACUUUUCAGUUGAAAAGCUUUGUAUUUUAUUUUGAUGUUGGUAGUGAUAUUGAGUAGGUUUUGAAUCUGCAUACCCAAGAGCAGAAUGUCUUCAUAAUCUUCAUAGUGUCACAGGACCCCAGGCCUUAGUAGGCCGCCAGGCCUAGCACAACUGACUCCAUGAUGGAAGUACCAUUUAGGUCAUAAAACUCAGUACCUAGACAGCAUCACCUGCCAAGAUGAGAACAAAGACCUAACCCAUCGAAGUCUGUGCUUCUGGGAAAGUGUCUAAAUGGACUAAACUUGCCCUUUGGCUUCUGUAGUUCUGCUUCUGACUGCUUUUGUUAAUUGAAGUACAUCAACACAGAUUAUGAUUUUCAUCAUUGUUUUGUUUUUGUGCCUAAAAGCUCCGUCAGGGAUCCCAAACAGCUAAUGUGGUUCCAACUGGCUAUUAAAGACUCUCUGUUGACGGAAA
This is a messenger RNA of Mastomys coucha (southern multimammate mouse), 4165 nucleotides long. It is a transcript of the gene Tlr3, whose product is annotated as toll like receptor 3. The coding region runs from base 406 to 3123 and encodes 905 amino acids. NCBI's taxonomy places the organism in Eukaryota, Metazoa, Chordata, Mammalia, Rodentia, Muridae. Gene Ontology annotation, molecular function: protein binding; transmembrane signaling receptor activity. The transcript has 7 exons. Gene Ontology annotation, biological process: toll-like receptor signaling pathway; immune response; inflammatory response. The record is from RefSeq and is a predicted model, not a curated record. Gene Ontology annotation, cellular component: membrane.